Cuscuta epithymum is the source of this 2260-nucleotide messenger RNA. Lineage: Eukaryota; Viridiplantae; Streptophyta; Magnoliopsida; Solanales; Convolvulaceae. The record is from the annotation of a GenBank genome assembly.
GUUAUUUUAGCUGGGUAAUAAACCACAAAAUAAACCUCAUAAUCUUUUUAUAAAUCGUACAAACUAGUCAAAAAGCUAAAUAGGCAUAGUAGGAUCACUGACCAAAAUUUCUAUAGAUUUAACGUGAACAUCUUGACCGAGGUUAUUGCUGGUGCGUCUAUAAGUAAAUAACGGGUAGAUUGAUUUCAGAAUGCAGAGGAUCCAAAUUAAACAUUAAACCCUUUUUUUAGCGUGCACACAAAUGAAUCUCUUAAUUGGGAGCAGACCCCCAAGGCCUCAAACUCUCUUUUCUUGCUUGGUGUUUCUUCUCUUAUUUUCUGUGAGCAUUUCUUCUUCGGCUGCGUCUUCAAAUGAUGAAGGCCACGGCCUGCUGACAUGGAAGUCUACGUUCCAGAACAACAAUAACAUCUCACUCCUAGUUUCAUGGAAACCUUCGCAAAAUGGUAGCCGCCCCUGCGAAGAUAACUGGUUUGGAAUUCAAUGUGUUAAUGGACGUGUCAACAGGUUGAACUUGUCGGGGUCAGGAAUCAAAGGUACUCUCAAGAGCUUCCCCUUUGAAUCCCUCCCAAAUCUCGAAUACUUCGAAAUCAGUUUAAAUCACUUCUCAGGAAACAUUCCGCCCCAAAUUGGCAACCUGUCCAAACUCAUCUAUCUUGACAUGUCAAUCAAUCAUUUGAGUGGAACAAUCCCUCCUCAAAUUGGCCUUUUAAACAGACUUCAAACCCUUCAUCUCUUUGAAAAUUCUUUAAGUGGUCAGAUUCCAGAUGAAAUCGGCAACUUGACUUCUCUUGUUGAGCUUGCUUUGUAUCUUAAUAACCUAGACGGAGCAACACCUGCUACGCUUGGCAAGUUGAAGAACUUGAACUCUUUGUAUCUCUAUGAAAACUCUCUUUCUGGAGCUAUUCCUCCUGAGCUCGGCAAACUUGCCAAUCUUUCUCUUCUUGACAUGGACACUAACAAGCUAGAGGGGCCCAUCCCCCCGGAGCUCGGAAACCUCUCACAACUACAGGUGCUGUAUAUGUUCGACAAUAAUUUGAACGGUCAAAUCCCAUCUUCGUUAGGACGACUAAAUUCACUCUUGGAACUCAGCUUGUUCGGGAAUAAUUUGACCGGUCCAAUCCCAUCUUCGUUGGGUCAACUCGAGAACCUCUCCCUCCUCCACCUUUAUGACAACAACCUGAGCGGCGCCAUACCACUAGAGUUUGGAAAUCUAACGAACCUCAAGGAUCUUGCAGUGAGCAACAAUCAGCUCACCGGCGAAAUCCCAACUUCCUUUGCCAAACUAAAGAAUUUGGAAGUUCUGUUUCUCCGGGUUAACUAUCUUUCCGGUCCCAUUCCACGUGAAGUCUUUGGUGCACUGCAAAAACUGACCACUCUUGAAUUGGAUACCAACCAAUUCAGUGGAACAAUACCAGAUACCAUUUGCAAUGGUGGGAAAAUUGAGUAUCUCUCGUUGAGUAACAACAAACUCUCAGGGCCUAUUCCAACCAGCUUGCAAAACUGUUCGAGCUUAUUCCGUUUUCGUUUGGACAACAAUCGGCUCACAGGAAAUCUCUCUGGCUUGUUUGGCAUCUAUACCAACUUGACGUAUUUCAACGUGAGCCACAACCUACUUAAUGGAGAACUUCCUCAGCUUCCCCACCCGGAAUCUUUCAAGUCUUUAAGCGUUUUGGAUUUGUCAUACAAUAACUUCACCGGAGAAAUACCCUCAUCUCUGGGAAAUUUACCGAACCUGACCUCCCUGAACAUGAGCCACAACUCUCUCAAUGGAAAAAUCCCAUCUUCCUUCGGAAAUAUUUUGAAUUGGUUUCGGGUUGACUUCUCGUACAACAACCUAACAUGUGAGAUUCCGAACACGGCAGCUUUCAGGAAUGCCACGCUCACGGGAAAUAAUAAAUGUUUGUGUGGGCUUAAUGAUGAUAAAAGCAUCCAUACUUGUGGCGGUAACAAUACGAAGGGUUGCAACUCUUGUUAUAACUAAUAAUUAUAAAGCUGGCCAACGUACAACGAACAAUAUUACUAUAUUUUGCUUAAUUAUUACAUUUGUAUGUGAUCGAUCUUAUGUGCUAAGUUUUUAUAUUAUGUGCAGUGUGCACCAUAAUAUUCGCAGUACUUCAUGUCGUGUACGCCAUCUUUUUCUUUUAAUUUGGGCAAUAACUUGGGCUAUAUAUACAGAUAUGGCUCAUUCACUGUUUUCUCUCAAGUCAAGAUCAGAAAUUGGCAUUGGAGUGUGUUUUAUACUACAUAUAUUUCAUUAUUG